AUGGAUGAACCACUCACAAAACGCAUCCUCAUCUCUGGCCUAACUCCUGCAAUAACUCAAGACGACCUCUCGCGCCGUCUGGAAUCCUUCGGAUCCGUCAUAGCACUCGAUGGCCUCGGUGUGCUUGAUGCACUCGGUCAACCGCGAAAGUUUGCGUAUGCGACCCUCGCCACGACCAAGGGCAAGCUUGCAAAAUGCAUGAACGUGCUCAGUGGGUCGACCUGGAAGGGUGCCAAACUGCGCGUUGGCGAAGCUAAACCUGACUUUCGGGAGCGCAUCGUCCUUGAGAACACACCCACCGACCCUCCUCCGCGAAAACGUAUCCGCCUCGCGCGCGGUGUGCAAGGCACCCACUCAGCCGACAUGUCCCUCGUCACUCCAGAAAAUGUCCACCUUCGCCCUCAAUGGCGCGUCACCGCGCUUGGCCGCCUCGUGCGCCCUGUCCGCAUGCGUCCCAUGCACCCGCUCGACCCACCCAUCGACCUUUCGAAGAGCGCGGAAAAGAGGAAGAUCAAGGGUCAGAAGGAGAAGGAAGUGGUGAAAGGAAAAGAGGAGAAGCCUACUAAAAAGAGAAAACGGGAACCGCCGGCGAGAGCGAGAAGGCGGACGAUUGAUCCGCUUCAGUGGGGGAGUCAGCAUAUCGUCGGGGUCUUUUUGGAGGGUGGGGGUGCAGCUCUAGGAGAUACAUCACGGACGGAUGUUGGAAAGGAGACGGUGGACAACGGAGACGAGGAUAGCUCUACGAUGGGUAGCUCAGCGGAGGAGAGCAGUGGCGAUGAGGGGAGGGAGGGAAUGAUCGAGGACGAUCCAGCAAUUCCCGAAGCUCACCAUAUAGCAAUUCCCCCGCUCAAUGCAACUUCGCUCCCCGUCGCGCGCACGGCGCUGCCACUUCCGACGGCACCUGUGGUAGUAGCAGCCGCCCCAAUCAUAUCUGCAGAGUCAACCGGCCUCGCGGAAGAGGCUGAAAAAGCUCUCGACUUACUGCGAUCCAUGUUCGGCGAUCCAGACCCCGACAGUGCAGACUGGGGCGGCGCCGAGAGUGUCGGUUCCGACGUCGACGUCGCAGAGCUUGUACAGGAAUUGCAAAAUGCAGAAACAGGGUCUGACGACCCCGAGGAAGCGGACGGCGAGACGAAUGAGCCUCUCGAUACUGCACCUAUGUCUGCAGACCAAAUUGAAUCUACUGAUCAGCCUACGAAAUCCGGGACUCAGGUGAAAAAGUUGAAGGAUUUAUUCGCUCCGAGAGAAGAGGAGGCUAGCUUCUCUCUCCUGAAUCAUCUCGACCUUGAUCUCGAUCUCGAUAACGACCUUGACUUGGAACUAUCCGGCGGUGUUAUUCCUCUCAUCUCCGCCAUCUUACCUUCUGCUCCCAUACUUCCUUCCCCAUCGCAGAAUGCUUCAUCCAGUCCUGCAUCGCUGCUCGAUCCUGCCCGGCCUCUAUUCUUCCCACGGCGCGCAGCGCCCCUCGGGGCGUGGCGGACGCGCUUUGCCUUCCAUCGGACAGACACUGACGAACAGAUUCGCUCGAAAUGGGAGACUGAGAGAGGAGAGCUUACACGAGAGUGGAAGCGACGGUACCGGGAGGCAGUGAAGAGUCGACGGAGAAGAGGUGGAGAAGAUACUGCUGCUGGCGAAGCGGGCUAG
Messenger RNA from Heterobasidion irregulare TC 32-1, 1644 nucleotides. RefSeq lists its product as uncharacterized. Bases 1 to 1644 code for a protein of 547 amino acids. Gene Ontology annotation, molecular function: RNA binding. The transcript has 4 exons. The record is from RefSeq and is a predicted model, not a curated record. NCBI's taxonomy places the organism in Eukaryota, Fungi, Basidiomycota, Agaricomycetes, Russulales, Bondarzewiaceae.